Messenger RNA from Postia placenta MAD-698-R-SB12, 1573 nucleotides. RefSeq lists its product as hypothetical. Gene Ontology annotation, molecular function: protein kinase regulator activity. The transcript is spliced from 6 exons. Gene Ontology annotation, cellular component: cytoplasm; protein kinase CK2 complex. Lineage: Eukaryota; Fungi; Basidiomycota; Agaricomycetes; Polyporales; Adustoporiaceae. The record is from RefSeq and is a predicted model, not a curated record. The coding region runs from base 70 to 1086 and encodes 338 amino acids.
ACUGAACCUGCAUUGCUCUUGCACCGUGGGCGACCGCGCGACCUGCAUCACCUUUAUACUCCCUAGAUCAUGCGCCGACUCCAGCAGCAGGAGCCUGAAGUUGCACAAGGCGAAAUCGAGGAGGAAGAGGUAGUCAGCGGCGUCGCGGAGGGCGACGAGGUCAUGGAGGAUGCGGAUGAUGGCAGGGAAUAUAGCUCCUCCACCCCGACGUCGACGCUAACCUGGAUCAGCUGGUUUUGCGCGCUGCCAGGUCACGAGUACUUCUGCGAAGUCUCGGAAGACUUCAUUGAAGAUGAUUUCAAUCUAACUGGGCUGAACGCUAUGGUCCCUUUCUGGAAGGAGGCGAUGGAGAUGGUUUUGGAUGUCGAACCAGAUGAAGAUGCUCCCAAAAUACCUGAUGUCUCGAUCGUAGAGGCAUCCGCUGAGUUGCUAUACGGGCUUGUCCACCAGCGUUACAUCCUGACACGCGCAGGACUGCAAGCCAUGAUUGACAAAUACGACGGUGGCUCAUUUGGCUCAUGUCCACGCGUGUACUGCAAUGGUUGCAAUAUCGUCCCCUGCGGUCGCUCCGAUUUGCCAGGCCUCGACACCGUCAAAUUGUAUUGCCCGAACUGUAAUGAUAUCUAUACCCCACCAAGCAGUCGUUUUCAAGGCGUGGACGGAGCCUUCUUUGGGACGACAUUCCCUCAUCUUUUCUUCCAGAGCUACCGCGAGAUUGCACCAGCUCCAUUCUACAGGCCACCAUCCGGCUCAAGUUCGUCUAUGUCUGGCCGCUCAUCUGGCUCCCCGCAGCACUCACAAGAGGGCCGGCAUACAGCCUUUGUGAACCCCAACCCCCACGGCGGGCAGAAACCCGCUGCUGGGGGCGUCUACCAGCCGAAGAUAUACGGCUUCAAGGUUAGUGAGCGGGCAAAGUGUGGGCCACGCAUGCAAUGGAUGCGGCUGCGCCCAUGGAGCCCCGAGGAGCUUGACGAGGUCGACUCGCGAGGGCGGUGGAUCGACGACGACGAGGAGUACGAGGAUGAGCAAGAGGAGGAGGGCGAGGACAAGCAGAUGGGCGAGUUCGAUAAUGUAGGAAUACUAUGAAGGCGCGGUUGAGUCAGAGGAGGAAGAGGAAGAAGAAGAGGAGGAGGAGGAGGAGGAGAACGAUGCGCCGCCUGCGGGGGACAUGAAGGCGCGGAGAGUCGCUCACUCCGCGUCCGCACCGAGCCUGCGGCAGCCGGGUACGAGCCCACACUAUGCGCAGGAGCGUCAGGAUCUGGGUAGCGCCCGGACUCCGCAGAUACUCUUGGGGCAACUUGCCGGUGCAGGCUCGAGGGUGAGAGCAGUGCGGCAGUGGACUCAAGGGACGACGGCGCAGGUCUGUUAGACCAUUCAUGGACGCUAGUUCUCUUCUAUUUCUCUUGCUUUGACACAUUUCCCCGGGUUGUCCUCUACUGAACGUAUACAACAGUAUAGAUGAUAAUGUAGUACUGUUUUUCGUGGCCAUUAGAAAGUACUGUACACUGUGCUUACUAAGUUCAAAGGGGUGGUAACAAUCGGUAACAAUAGAAUGCAAAACGCUUAUCGUGGG